Messenger RNA from Aspergillus uvarum CBS 121591, 335 nucleotides. Its product is annotated as DUF5310 domain-containing protein. The coding region runs from base 104 to 271 and encodes 55 amino acids. Gene Ontology annotation, biological process: outer mitochondrial membrane organization. NCBI's taxonomy places the organism in Eukaryota, Fungi, Ascomycota, Eurotiomycetes, Eurotiales, Aspergillaceae. The record is from RefSeq and is a predicted model, not a curated record. The transcript is spliced from 3 exons.
CUGGACUGUCUCGUACUUCAUACCCCAUACACACUUGGUCUGAUUCAUAACAAAGGAUAUUUCAGCCUCUUUGCUGCCAUAUCCAUUGCAGCACACGAAACCUAUGGCGAAUCUCCCUAAUCUCCGACGCCUGUUCGUCGAGGCCAGGACCGAGGCCGAAGAGAACGAGCACUCCAGGACAGCGUUUUACAACCUUGUCCUUUUUAUCUCCUCGGUCGCUGUCUUCAGCUUGGUGGCUCAACGAAUGGGCGGAACGAAGUCGGGAAAAUGAACAAUGAACGCAAAGGAAAUGCCAGUGGUAUCUCGUACAACUCAUACUCCUGAACAAAUUGAUA